CUUCUUCUCCAAUAGCGCGCCUCGAUCUCAAGCCGCAUAUCGCACGAGAGCUUCGUCAAACGUCCAUUGCGAGUUCGCCCGUCAGGGGCGUCAGGUUGAAUUUCAAAUCGAAGGCGCGCAGCGACACCUGGCCAGGCAAAACAAGAACCGACUGGUGGCGGUUUAAAAGCUAACGUCCGUUUUAAAUCUCCCCUCGGCGUCUACGCUCUCGCCUCGCGGAGUGCUGGAACGAUUUACGCCUGGGAUCGACGCACGUAUUCUAGACAGAAUCCAAGCUCGCUCGACAGAGUCGAAAUCUUCCAACGGCCGGUGGUUGCGCCCCGAGGACACGUGACGCCCGCUCGUCAUGUCGCACCUUAGAUUCAUGAAGGAGAUAGAUAAUCUGACCCGCAUGGACGACACUAUCAAAGGCGCGGUCCCGCGGUGGCAAAAGAAGUGUAUGGAGUCGUCGAAUACGAGCAUUAAUCAGAGUUUGAACUCGUCGAAGAAAGUUAUGGGCUGCUCCUUCACCAGCAGCACGUCGGGAAAGAGCCCGGCGAGGAAGGGCGACUGCAAGACCAAGAAGACUCCCUCCAAAGCCAUCAAGAAGUCGCCAAGUCGAGCCACUACUCCAGCCAAGACACCCAACGGCGGCGACAGAUUCAUCCCGUCGAGGUCCACGACCAAUUUUGAAAUAAGUCACUUCAAGAUUCUGCAGCAACAGAACGCCGAUCAGGACAAGGACAAGGCCGACAAAAGUCCCAUGAAACGGGAGAUGCAGCGUCUCAUAGGAGAGAAUCUUCACGGUGGCGAUAUAAACAAUACUAGGGUUUUGUCUUAUCAGAUUAAGGCACCAGCGCCGCCGGAGGGAUACCAGAAUCCUCUCAAGGUCCUGUACAGUCAAACCAAAACGCCGGCGAGCGUUAGAGCUUCUACGAGAUACAUACCGCAGGCCCCUGACAGAAUAUUGGACGCCCCCGAAAUCAUUGAUGAUUAUUAUCUAAACCUGGUGGACUGGUCGAACAACAAUAUCCUGGCCGUGGCGCUAGGCGCCAACGUUUAUCUAUGGAACGCCGGAACUGGUACUAUAGAGCAACUGUUUGAGCUGGAGGCGAACGAUUAUGUCUGCUCCGUCGCGUGGAUUCAAGAAGGUCCGUACCUAGCUGUCGGUACCACAGUAGGAAAUACAGAAUUGUGGGAUUGCAGUCAGAUGAAGAGAAUGCGCGUUAUGAACGGCCAUGUCGCCAGAGUCGGUUCGCUCUCCUGGAAUUCCCAUGUACUGUCGAGCGGCUGCAGGGCUGGUAAAAUAGUGCAUCACGACGUCAGGGAACGAGAUCACUUGAUCUCGACCGUAAACGCGCACGCUCAAGAAGUGUGCGGCCUGAAGUGGUCGCCCGACGGGCAGUAUCUGGCGAGCGGUGGCAACGACAACAUGCUGCAAAUUUGGCCGUCGCUCACCGGACAAAGGCACUCUCAGACGCAACCUCUUCACUCGUUCAAUCACCACCAAGCUGCCGUAAAGGCGCUCGCCUGGUGCCCUUGGCAGAACAACGUGCUCGCGAGUGGUGGCGGUACCGCCGAUCGGUCCAUUAGGUUUUGGAAUUGCAACACAGGUACCUGUUUGAAUACGAUAGACACCAAGUCUCAGGUCUGCGCUUUAUUAUGGUCUACAAACUACAAAGAGAUCGUUUCUGGACACGGAUACGCGCAAAAUCAGCUGACAAUCUGGAAAUAUCCGAUGAUGACGAAGCUCGCGGAACUUACCGGGCACACCAGUCGCGUUUUGCAUCUAGCCAUGUCACCGGACGGAACUACGAUACUUAGUGCCGGUGCCGAUGAAACGCUAAGGCUGUGGAAGUGCUUCCAAAUGGACCCGCACAAAAAGAAAGAAUCCAACGACGUAAAGUCGGUCGCGUCCAGACUUAAACAAUCGAUUCGAUAAAAUCGACGCAUAUUUCUUAGCAACGAUUUCAGUAUUUAUUUUUCUGAUUGUAUGCGUUCGGUAUAUAAUAUAAAUAGAAACAGUAUAGAUGACGUUGCGUCGGAUAUUUGUCGAACGUAAAAAUAUGGACGUAUCGAAUCAAUUGAUUGAUCUAUUUUAUACAGAAGUAAAACAAAAAAAAACACAAAAGUAUUUUAUAUCAAGAAACACGAGGUUGUAUUUGGGAUGCAUACGUGACUCGUGGAAAAAGUAGAUAUGAGAAUACAUUAUUGUAAAAUAAUUUGAAGUACAAAAAACAAGCUUGCGUUAGUACCGUGGGCUCUUUUAUUACACGAAAAUUCAGGUUUUACAAGAAACUGCCGUUUCUAGGGUAAUAAUUGUAAAUGUGAGCAAUAAAAAAAAAGUUUUUGUAAGUC
Vollenhovia emeryi is the source of this 2337-nucleotide messenger RNA. RefSeq names its product cell division cycle protein 20 homolog (gene fzy). The record is from RefSeq and is a predicted model, not a curated record. The transcript is spliced from 8 exons. Lineage: Eukaryota; Metazoa; Arthropoda; Insecta; Hymenoptera; Formicidae. Gene Ontology annotation, cellular component: anaphase-promoting complex. Gene Ontology annotation, molecular function: protein binding; ubiquitin ligase activator activity; anaphase-promoting complex binding. The coding region runs from base 347 to 1921 and encodes 524 amino acids. Gene Ontology annotation, biological process: anaphase-promoting complex-dependent catabolic process; positive regulation of anaphase-promoting complex-dependent catabolic process; positive regulation of ubiquitin protein ligase activity.